CUUCUACCACUUAUGAGGCGAGAGAGAGAGAGAUAGAGAGAGAGUGUGGAGAGAAGAAGAAAAGAGAAAGAAAAAGAAAAAGAUGGAGAUUAGGAUGAAACAAGUGCGUGAAAGAUCGACAGAAAGUGUCAGUGGACUUACCAGGGAGAUUAUGUCCAAGCCUUCGACCAACGUUAAGGCCCUUCAGGCUAAUUUGAACAUCCCGAUGGGAGCUCUGCGUCCAGGGGGGGGACAUCCUGUCAAAAGGAGAGAGGAGACAGUAGACACAGAAGAGGCUCAGUCACCAGACCAGCCCUGCGCCGCACCCCAGACGCCAGAGGAGAAGAAGGCGUUGCCGGGUGCGGUGAAACUGCCUGGGCCUACUGUUAACCUAUCAGAGCUGCAGAACGUCAAGAGCGAACUACGAUGGGUCACAAAGGACUAACAUGAUCCCCGGCCAGGCGGAGAGGAAGGCAGAUAAUCUCCAUGGACACAGACUUGCCCACUGCCACUGACGACUAGCAAACUACAAUCUAAUGCCGACAUGUUCGGAAACAGCAACAGCUUUCUGUGAAGCCAACGUCUGACCACCAAGAAGCAGGCAUCCAUCGAGUCUUUCAGUCAGCACUCUAAUAGGUUAAACACUAAAAUAUCUUUAUCUUACCAUGUCAGUUGAGAUGGUUUUGUCACUAAAUCCAAAACAUAAUUUGUACAAAGAGAAAAGUACUGUUGAGAUAAAAAGAGAUGUUGUGAGUUGUUUCUGCAGCAGAUAAGACUCCACUUUACUUGGACUUUUAGAAGUAAGUAAGUUGUAUUGCAAUAAUAAUAAUAAUAAUAAUAAUAUUCUACUGCAUAUUCUUUACAUUUAGUAUUUUUAAGCUGGUUAAGGACUUUUUUUUGACAAUUUACAUCAAUUCAAAGAAUCCGCUUGGCAAAAAACCAAACACUUAUAACUCUGUGAUGACCAACUGUAAAGACACUUCUUUUCCACACUGUCAAAACACCAACUGUUCAGCAGCACUGAUUUUUACUGAUACUUUCUAUUAAAUUAUUAAUGUAUAAAUGUAACAAUUUCCAGUGGGAUUUAAAUUCAAUUGUACUACUUUUUUGGGGGGGAUUAUACUGUUUUGUUGUUUCAUUAUUAUGAUUCCCAGAAACUGGUAUCUUCAGGAAAAUAUUGCAAUAAAUCAAGAUGGUCUAUCUGUCUAA
Messenger RNA from Micropterus dolomieu (smallmouth bass), 1188 nucleotides. It is a transcript of the gene smpx, whose product is annotated as small muscle protein X-linked. The transcript has 5 exons. NCBI's taxonomy places the organism in Eukaryota, Metazoa, Chordata, Actinopteri, Centrarchiformes, Centrarchidae. The coding region runs from base 83 to 424 and encodes 113 amino acids. The record is from RefSeq and is a predicted model, not a curated record. Gene Ontology annotation, cellular component: muscle tendon junction; costamere; M band.